Molecule: messenger RNA, 875 nt
Organism: Salvelinus sp. IW2-2015
Lineage: Eukaryota; Metazoa; Chordata; Actinopteri; Salmoniformes; Salmonidae
Source: RefSeq, a predicted model, not a curated record
UUUUCCUGUAGUCCACGAUCAGCUCCUUUGUAGAGUAGUUCAAGUGGAUCCACACACACACACGAAUGGUCCACCCCACUUCACAAAAAAGCCCACAUUGUGAGCUGUUGAUUGUGCCCUACGUGUGAAUGUUCCUGCUGUGAAGUAGUGUAGGGGUUAAAUGUUGUUGCUGUGUUCCAGUCACAGGGAAGACCACCACCCUAAUUUGGUACGCUCAGCAGAGGCCACACCUCCACAUGGCCUUCAACAAGUCUGUGGCCACCCAGGCCCAGCGCUGUUUCCCCAGCAACGUGGACUGCAGGACGGUCCACUCCAUGGCUUUCGGGGCCGUCUGCUUGUCUGUCGGUCUAGACCAGUUUCUGUCCUUAUGUCUAGAACAGUUUUGUUCCAUAUGUCUGGUUGUCGUCAGUCUGUCAGUAAAGCCAUUCAAUCAGUUCAAUCAGUCAUCCAGUUGGCCAUGUUCAGGUCCCUUUCCCCUCUCUCCCAGUUACCAGGAGUUGAAGAAGUUGUCUAGMAACGUGAAGCCCUUCUCUGUGGCCUGGGUGCUGCCUAAGGGCAGCGGGGGCUUCGUCAAGGUGGUCACCCUGACCCUCAAUGCCUACAUGGCCUUGGCCGACACACACAUCACCCGCAACCACGUACAGAAACACACAUGGCACAGUGACCGUGCCUGACCGCAAUGCAAAAAGGGUAAGUGUUAUACUCAAAAACCUCUCCUCCCAAAGAAACAUCCAACACACACAUUCACACACCAGAAAACACACACUUUCUCUUCUCAAAGCUUUUGGUUUGGUUCAGAGAUUGCCUACAUUGGAGCCACGAUUCUCCAAGUGUGUAAGAAAGUGUAGAAGAUUCUGGUAGGAGGAAAACAAAUC